AUGGUGCAGGAUGGUGAACAACAAAUCUUAGAUUGGAAAGAUCCUUCUACUCGCCAUCUAGCCCACAAACACAUUUACGUGCACGGACAACAUUUGUAUUGCAUUUUUCGCACCGUCGUUAUGGCGUCACCAACACAAAUGGCGCCGUUUCCGCAUCCGCUGCAGAACAGUAGCAGCCGUAGUGGCAGCGACAGCAAGGAGAGUGGCAACGGCCGCGGCAACGGCAGCGGCAGCGGCAGCAGCAGUAUUACCGGCAACAAACUGCAGUGCCACACAGCAACCUCACCGCAACCACACCUGAGGCGUCUACAAUGCGCAACCACUAUUAUCAACGCAGCCAACACCAACACCAUCACCACCACCACCGCCACCUUUGCCACCAUUAGAGCAACACUGUCAUUGUUUUGUCAGUUUCUCACGGUAUUCUGCAUUCUUCUAACGGCAACCGGAUGCGUGCGAAUGGCACGAGCACAAGAUGAUCCACUCACCGCCACCAAUGCCGUCACUGCGCCUGGUUACCUCAAUGCGCAACCCUCAUAUGCAGACGCUAUGCCAAGCGCAUUUUAUUGCCCUGCCGAGGGUUUGUACGCCGACGACUAUGACUGUCGUAUCUACUAUCGCUGCGAAGCGAAAACAAAUGACUACAUCAAAGCAUACGCAUUCGCAUGUAAAGUGGGCACCGUUUUCUCGCGCAAACUGCGCCUCUGCAUGCCACCCCAGUUGGCUGGCCGCGAGGAGUGCAACGAUUACAUGAACGAAAUUGAUACGGACAAUGGCGAUAAUGGUGAGGAUGGCCAACAACUGCCGCUACUGACAUAUGGUAUUGCCAAUAACGGUAAUGGCAUACAUGCGACCGCAAGCAAUACUGCCGCUGCCGAUGGCGCUGACGCUGACGCUGUCAAUGCCGCUGUAACGCGUGGUCAAUUGCAAAACUAUGGGCUGUCAGGUUUGGGCGGCGUUUCUGUUAUUUCCUUUUCCACAUCGGCGGCGCGUUCGGCGGAUGGCAGUAGGGCAGCGGACGAGCAAGGACCUCCUUGCGAAGAUGAUGGAUUUAUGAGCGAUCCAGACGAUUGCACAAUCUUCUAUCGGUGCAUUUCGAAUGGACGCAGUUUCAAUAAAAUCGGUUUUCGCUGCGCGGAUGGUACCGCCUGGGAUGGUGUGAUGGAAUCAUGUAACCACAUACACAAUGUACGCGCCAGAGGUGGCUGCCAAGGAAAAGCUGAUAAUUUAGUAUUGGCAGACUAUGCAGCGGACACAACUCAAUCAAGUCAAACCAAUUAUCAGAAUACAACAUCGAGUAGCAGCAAUAGCAGUCAGCAAAGUUCUACCAGUUCUUCUUCCAAUUCGUCAUCGUCGUCUACAUCAUCGUCCUCCUCAUCGAAUUCGACGAGCUCAAAUGCAACGAGCGGUACAGCUGCUACGGGUAAUCAACAGCAAACAGGCACUCAAUCAAGCAGCACUGAGAGUAGUUCAUCCAACUCGCAAUCGCAAUCGAGUACGCAGAGCUCAAGUUCAAGUAGUCAACAAUCAUCGGGUUCGAGUACCAGCUCAUCGUCAAAUUCAACUUCAAAUCAGGGCAGCGAAAAUAGUCAGGUCGGAAAUCAGUCGAGUAGCAAUAACCAAUCAAGUGGUGAAGGCUCACAAUCGAGUGCCAACAAUCAGUCAAGCUCAAGCAACCAAUCGGGUGGUGGUAAUCAAGAGGGUAGCAAUAACCAAUCGAAUGCGAAU
Molecule: messenger RNA, 1728 nt
Organism: Rhagoletis zephyria (snowberry fruit fly)
Lineage: Eukaryota; Metazoa; Arthropoda; Insecta; Diptera; Tephritidae
Cellular component (GO): extracellular region
Molecular function (GO): chitin binding
Source: RefSeq, a predicted model, not a curated record